UGAAGAUGUACGUCGGCUCGGUAAUGGGACAUGUACACUGAUCAUCAGAGCACUGAUGAUCAGUGUGCCCUGAUGAUCAGUGUGGCCCCAGCAGUGCCACCUGUCAGUGCUCAUCAGUGCCUCAUGCCAGUGCACAUCAAUGCCACAUAUCAGUGCCCAUCUGAGCUGCCUUUCAGAGUCACCCAGUGCCAGUCAGUGCCACCUAUCAAUGCCUAUCAGUGUUGCCAAUCAGUGCCGCCUAUCAGUGAAAGUCAGUGCCACCUAUUAGUGCCAGUCAGUGCUGCCUAUCAGUGCCAUGUAUCAGUGCUGCCUUUCAGUGCCCAUCAUGAUGCCUGUCAAUGCCCAUCAGUGCCACCUACCAGUGCCUCCUCAUCAGUGCCCAUCCAGUGCCACCUAUCAGUGUCCAUCAGUGCAGCCUAUCAGUGCCCAUCAGUG
Molecule: messenger RNA, 435 nt
Organism: Staurois parvus
Lineage: Eukaryota; Metazoa; Chordata; Amphibia; Anura; Ranidae
Source: the annotation of a GenBank genome assembly